AUGAAUUUUAAGGAAGAGCAAAUUCUUGAAUAUCUCGAUAAAUUAUAGCUCUAAAUAACUGAUCCAACUCAAAAGUAAUAAGAUUACUAUGAGUCAAAAAAGCAUAAAAUAAAUUAAGAACAUAAACACUUUGAUAGCGAUCCUUCAUCCCCAUUUUCGCUUAGAGAGAUACUUAGCCCAAUAUCUCUCUUUCACACAUAUAGUAUUUAAACUUGCGAUAUUAAUAAUACUAAUAAUAAUAACCAUCAUCAUAAUCAUCAUCAUAAUCAACAGAUUCAUCAUGCUCAUAAUUUAUUCAGAUUACAUUUAAAUACACAUUCAUUGGUUGAAAAGAAAGUAGAAUUUUGA
Messenger RNA from Paramecium sonneborni, 348 nucleotides. The record is from the annotation of a GenBank genome assembly. NCBI's taxonomy places the organism in Eukaryota, Ciliophora, Oligohymenophorea, Peniculida, Parameciidae.